UUAAAUAUGAACCUCGUUGCCGUUAGUAACUUCUUUGAUCCCUGUUAACUCCUAUAUACGAAACUUCUACUGCACCUGCUCGCGAUAACAAGGGAGUGAAAAACGUCUAUCGUUGAUAAUGACCAAGUAGAAUGUUUUCUUGUGCCACUUCCGAACACAGCAGGAUAUGUAGAACAAGUUUUUAGUUUACCAUGCUGGUUACUAUUGCAUUUCUCUUUAUGGUUUUGUUUGCCGUGCAGUCAACGAACAGCUUCGAAUGCAUAAAGCUUGGGUUGCAGUUAGGAAACCGUGGACGUCCGGGUAAAGUUAUUCCACAAAAGUCGAACCACACUGAAGUUUGUAAAGACCAAAAUAUUUGCUAUGCUACUUGGAAACACGAUGGGAAAAGAUUGAAACUUCUUACCCAAGGUUGCCUGCCCAGAACAGAAAUCCAGCCACGAAAUAAAUUUUACUGCGGAUCGUCGACCUGUGGAGAAGCAAACCCGAAAAGCUGUAAACAGGAUCUGUCUGCGUUUUGUUGCUGCAAUAAAACGAUGUGUAAUUUUGAAGUCGUACCAAAUUCUUGUCGUAGCACCCAAUCAAACACCAAACACACUGUCACGGCAAAUAACGAUGAUCAACAGAUAGUGAUCUUGAAGGCGGUGGUGAUCAUUUGCAUUCUCGUUCUCUCUCAAAUCAUUGUUUUCGUCUUCAUUCACUUUAUACUUGAAGUUACAUGUUAUGACAUACGAAACUCUGCGAUCAAGUUUGUUGCUUCUCUGGCCAGUUUCUCGUGUGCCGCGGAACCCGAUAGUGAUAACACAGAUGGAUCACAAAACUUCAAUCUUGAUAGUGUAUGA
Messenger RNA from Ciona intestinalis (vase tunicate), 839 nucleotides. The record is from RefSeq and is a predicted model, not a curated record. NCBI's taxonomy places the organism in Eukaryota, Metazoa, Chordata, Ascidiacea, Phlebobranchia, Cionidae.